AUGUCUCGUCGUGACGAGGACGUGUCCCCCUUCGCCCCUCGGCACAGCCUGGGGCGCAGCCCGCCCUCUACCCCCACCACCGCAGCCCCCGUUGGACCCUCGCUGACCAGCGAGAAGCGCCCGUUGCCGUCUCCGGAGGAGGUGCCGCCGCAGCGGCAAUGUGUAGAGCGCCGCGCCACCGCGCAGCGCUCGGUGCCGCCGGUGGGGGGGAUACUCACCACCGCCACCCCCCGCCCCACGCCUCCCCCCCGGAGGACCACCCCGCCCCGCCCGACCACCGCGGCUCCCGCCGCCCCCGCCCCCGUCUCCGCGUCUGUCGCUGCCUCGGCCGUGUCGGCCGCCCUCGCCGACGCCACCGCCACCGCCNAACUGCGCGUUAAUCAUGUAGAGACUAAAAAGGACUAA
This is a messenger RNA of Ostrinia furnacalis (Asian corn borer), 405 nucleotides long. Its product is annotated as HVA22-like protein h. The transcript has 2 exons. Lineage: Eukaryota; Metazoa; Arthropoda; Insecta; Lepidoptera; Crambidae. The record is from RefSeq and is a predicted model, not a curated record. The coding region runs from base 1 to 405 and encodes 134 amino acids.